CACUUGUGGAGGUUAUGUUUUUGCCUAAAAUAAAUAGACCCGAUAUGUUAUAAGUACUGUUGCAUUAAGAAUAAUUAGAGAACUUAGAUUACUUUUCCAUUAAAAUGUCGUUAAUUAGAACAGGCUUGCAAAGACUAGCAACCGUUUUUAGUGGAAGUAAUGGAGGCAUUUUAUCUAGAUUUCUCACAAAUGUUGUGCCUGCUCAGCAGCAAUCUAUUAAUACCCAGAAGGAAGUGAUAGAGACAUGUAACAGAAUGAUUGCACAGAAACCGUCUCGUAACUUUGCUAUUAUACAUCUCCUGGGUAAACAAUGGCGAGUGAGUGAUGGCGAUCUACUCGUAGUAGAAGGAUACUGGCCGCCAAACAUUGGUGAUCAGAUAAAAUUAGAAAAAGUACUUUUAGCAGCAACAAAAGAUUUCUCAUUGAUUGGUCGGCCACUCGUACAACCAGACCUAGUAACAGUCACAGCUACUGUGGUCUCCAAGGGACUUUCACACACUCGCGUACACUUCAAAAAGAAGAGGAGGAAGCAGUUCAUGAGAAUCAACUUCCAAAGAGCUCAGCAGACUAUGCUGAGAAUUAAUUCUGUUGAAAUUGCUGAUAAAAUUAAUGCAAGACCUAAAAAUGAACAGUGAAUGUUGUUAUGAUUUAGACUAAAUGUAGAUAACAAAUAAAUCAUUAAAAAAAUA
This is a messenger RNA of Papilio xuthus (Asian swallowtail), 689 nucleotides long. It is a transcript of the gene mRpL21, whose product is annotated as mitochondrial ribosomal protein L21. Gene Ontology annotation, molecular function: structural constituent of ribosome. The transcript is spliced from 2 exons. Lineage: Eukaryota; Metazoa; Arthropoda; Insecta; Lepidoptera; Papilionidae. The record is from RefSeq and is a predicted model, not a curated record. Bases 105 to 635 code for a protein of 176 amino acids. Gene Ontology annotation, cellular component: ribosome; mitochondrial large ribosomal subunit.